GUAAGAACCUUACUACCAGUGGUCUUUCCCCGUGAAGAGGAGGAAGGUGAGGUCGCCGGGCGCCCACCAUUGCCGUCGCGUGGCGAGGCAUGAAGAUCCUAGUGGCGGUGAAGCGGGUGGUGGACUACGCCGUCAAGGUGCGGGUGAGGCCCGACCGGACGGGCGUCGAGACGGCGAGCGUCAAGAUGUCCAUGAACCCAUUCUGCGAGAUCGCCGUCGAGGAGGCGCUCCGCCUCCGCGAGUCCGGCGCCGCCACCGAGGUCGUCGCCGCCACCGUCGGCCCCUCCCAGUCCGCCGACACCCUCCGCACCGCGCUCGCCAUGGGCGCCGACCGCGCCGUCCACGUCCUCCACGACCCCGACCCCUCCCGCCCCCUCCUCCCCCUCGCCGUCGCCAAGAUCCUCCGCGCCCUCGCGCUCCAGGAGAACCCCGGCCUCGUCAUCCUCGGCAAGCAGGCAAUUGAUGAUGAUUGCAACCAAACAGGACAAAUGCUAGCUGGGUUGCUUAAUUGGCCACAAGGAACCUUUGCCUCAAAGGUUAUAUUGAACAAGGAAAAGGCUACUGUGGAGAGAGAGGUCGAUGGCGGAAUCGAGACCAUUAGCUUGGAUUUGCCUGCAGUUAUCACCACGGAUUUGAGACUGAACCAACCAAGGUAUGCAACAUUGCCAAACAUAAUGAAGGCAAAAUCAAAAGUCAUCAAGAAAGUCACCCCCGAAGAUCUGGAUGUAGAUAUCAGAUCAGACAUGGAAGUAGUUGAGGUCACUGAACCACCUAAGAGAAAAGCCGGUGUCAUUCUUUCAUCCGUCGAUGAGCUCGUUGACAGGUUGAAAAAUGAAGCCCGUGUUUUAUAACAUUCUUUGUACUAAUGCUCAUGAGCUAAGGAAUGUGGCAUAUGCAAAUAAAGUGUAGUUAUAAAUGGUCAUCGUAUGCAAAUAAAAAUGUGGCGUUCCCGUAUAGCACCAGUAUACCUGCUAAUGGUCAUCGAAAUGCUAGUGUGUGUGUGUGAUUUUAAGAAGCCAUGUAAGCAGAAGUGUUCACUAAAAUCAAUCAAUCUUUACUCAUUCAGAAAAAAAGAUAAUUCUAUUUAUAGAAA
This is a messenger RNA of Oryza sativa Japonica Group (Japanese rice), 1093 nucleotides long. The record is from RefSeq and is a predicted model, not a curated record. Lineage: Eukaryota; Viridiplantae; Streptophyta; Magnoliopsida; Poales; Poaceae.